Messenger RNA from Castor canadensis (American beaver), 1119 nucleotides. RefSeq names its product forkhead box H1 (gene Foxh1). Lineage: Eukaryota; Metazoa; Chordata; Mammalia; Rodentia; Castoridae. Gene Ontology annotation, biological process: positive regulation of transcription by RNA polymerase II; transforming growth factor beta receptor signaling pathway. Gene Ontology annotation, molecular function: transcription cis-regulatory region binding; DNA-binding transcription activator activity, RNA polymerase II-specific. Gene Ontology annotation, cellular component: activin responsive factor complex. The record is from RefSeq and is a predicted model, not a curated record.
UGCAUGGGGCCUUGCAGCAACUCCCGCCUGGGACCUCCUGAGGCAGAGUCACCUUCGAAGACCCCCAAGAGGAGAAAGAAGAGAUACCUGCGUCAUGACAAGCCCCCCUACACCUACUUGGCUAUGAUUGCCUUGGUGAUUCAGGCCGCACCCUCCCGCAGGCUGAAACUGGCCCAGAUCAUUCGUCAGGUCCAGGCUGUGUUCCCCUUCUUCAGGGACGACUACGAGGGUUGGAAGGACUCCAUCCGCCACAACCUUUCCUCCAACCGGUGCUUCCGCAAGGUGCCCAAGGACCCCGCGAAGCCCCAGGCUAAGGGCAAUUUCUGGGCGGUCGACGUGAACCUCAUCCCUGCCGAGGCGCUGCGCCUGCAGAACACCGCCUUAUGCAGGCGUUGGCAGAACCGCGGUGCCUGCCGAUCGUUCGCCAAGGACCUGAGCCCCUACGUGCUGCACGGUCGACCCUACCGACCGCCCAGCCCCCCGCCGCCGCCCAGGGAGGACUUCAGCAUCAAGUCCCUGCUAGGAGACCCUAGGGAGGAGGCAACCUGGUCCCAGCAGCCCACCCAGGCUGGACAGAGCAACCCGGCUCAGGCAGGCACGGGGUCCAGUGGGGAGGAGGUGGUGGUGCCCACUCCACCCGUGCUCUCCUCCGAGAGGCCUCUGUGGCCCCUCUGCCCCCUCCCAGGGCCCACAAGAAUGGAGGGGGAGACUUCCCAGGGGGCAGUUAUCAGGCCAUCCCCCCUCUCCCCAGAGCCUAGGACCUGGCCCCUCCACUUACUGCAGGGUACUCCAGACCCUGGGGGACUGUCCAAUGGGGGAUGCAGGGCCUCCCUGUGGGGACAGCUGCCUACCUCCUACUUACCUAUCUACACUCCCAAUGUGGUAAUACCCUUGACCACAUUACCACCCACCUCUUGUCCAGGGUGCCCCCCUUCAACCAGCCCAGCUUUCUGGAGGGUAGCUCCUGAAUCCCAAGGGUCCCAGGGGCUGGUCUGGGAUCUAGACUCCCUCUUCCAGGGGGUGCCACCCAACAAGAGCAUCUAUGAUGUGUGGGUCAGCAAUCCUCGGGACUUGGCUGCCCCUGCCCCUGGCUGGCUACUCUCCUGGUACAGCAUAUGA